Molecule: messenger RNA, 7509 nt
Organism: Homalodisca vitripennis (glassy-winged sharpshooter)
Lineage: Eukaryota; Metazoa; Arthropoda; Insecta; Hemiptera; Cicadellidae
Gene: RhoGEF3
Exons: 23
Coding region: 128-6115 (1995 amino acids)
Biological process (GO): intracellular signal transduction
Cellular component (GO): cytoplasm
Molecular function (GO): protein binding; guanyl-nucleotide exchange factor activity
Source: RefSeq, a predicted model, not a curated record
UGUGGACGAGCAUAGUCUGCGACAGCACCGGGGGCGGCUGCUGCAGCUGGCCGAGAGUGCCGGCAGCCUGGGUAGCAAGCGGCGCUCCUACAGUAGCCAGCACACACUGUUCAAGUCGCUGCAGCAGAUGUCGCCCUCGCCGCGGAUUGCUACCAAGUUGCUGUCGCUGGAGGAAGUGGUCAGGAAGGAUCCUGGGUACACGCCCAACAUCGAACAUCUGGUGUUUCCCUCGCGGAAAAACUCUAUGCCCAGUAACAUCCCCGUGCUUGCCGGCAAGUCGGGGAAGACGAGCGCGCGCGCCAAGCUGGCCGAGGUGUUCGCGCUCAGUCGCCAUCAAAGUGCGCGCGGGAAACACUCUUCCUCCUCCCAGCAGAGCACGGAUAAGAGUACGACACUCGGUUCCAGGGGAAGCCAAAGGAAAAGUAAUAAGGGAGCGGAACCGGUCGCGGAGGCGGCGCCUCCUGUACCCGACCACCAGCAGCCCGUCAGUCAGUGCCCGGCCGCGCUCGCGCACGAGUCCAAACCGGAUCACGACGCCAUGACGUCAUACAGAGGGCCGAAUGUCUCCAUCCUGCACCUGAGAAGCACGUCGGAGCCGUGGGAGACCAGCGCGUCCAUCGGGUACUCAGCGACCACUAGCAGAACGACCACGAGGAGUUCCGUGAUGGUCGGGACGACCAGUAACCGCUUCCCCAGCAAGACCAGCAGCCUGAGGCGAGAGCCAGUGCAGAGUCAAGGGUCGCUGUCAGUCUCGGGGUCAGGGUCGGGCAACUGUAGCCGUGAGCUGUCGCCCGUGCGGUGGUGCGACCGUGAGGUAGACGGCGUGUACCUGGGCAGGUCGGGGUGGGUGCAGGUGCAGCAGCGGUCGCUGGACGACAACCGCAGAGUCGCCUACACACCGCCCAAACCACCAGUCGCGGUCAACACCUCCCACAACAUCCCGCCCAGACUGAAGAUGUCCGACUUCCACAGCAGAAGUGAGCCGGGAAAGUUUCCUCAAGUAGAUGAUGUUCCUCAACAGCGGCCUGGUUUUUUGCCUUUACCAAACGAACCAAAACGCACAAGAGAAAAACCUUCGCCUUCAUCCCUAGAUCUUCACCACGAGGAGCCUAUAACGCCUCCACCCGUCACUCCGAUCAUAUCUCCCCCGCCCGCCUUCCAAGACUCCAACAAACGUUUUCUGACCACGACUACAUCCAACAGAGCUCGUACAGUUUCCAGCAAACCACCAGUGCUUACGAGGGCUAAUGCCGUAGAAUCUAGCCCUCCACCUUCACCUCCAGCUACAUUGAACUGGUCAUCAACUCUAUCCGCUCAGAAAAUAUCGCCGAUCUCUUCAGUGCCUCUGAGACCGAAGCGGUUAACGCCUUCACCAGUCAGUACACCUCAGCAACACGGGAUUCCCCAGACUAAAUCUUUAGAAGACGCGUCCGGGAUUCGAAGAACCGUGUUUCAAAAAUAUGACUCGUCUUCUUCCUCUUCAUCAUCAUUUGGCUUCAGAAGUUUGGACAGCAACAUCGGCGUGAGGAUCGGAAUGCCUCGAUUGAAUGAAACGGAUUCUUCCUUGGGAGGAUACGAAGAUGGCGACGAAGAAGAUAAUCUUAGCUCUUCCUUAAAUUUAAGCGGAUAUUCUUCUGUUACAAUGGUGAACUCUUCGCCAGACGCUAUGGGAUUUCAUUCUAUAAUCCCAACAGUAGAGAGAGUCUCACCUUCCUCACUGAGGGGAAGACAACACCACCGUCAGAUGAGGAGGUCUCCAGGAUCUGAUGGUAGCAACAAAAAACUCGGAAGUAACCAGGUGUCUCCAACAUCCUCCUCGUCAUCUUCCAGCAGCAGAUCGCCUUCUGCGGGUCCCUUCCGGAGGUCCGGAAGUCAUAAUAAGCCAACACAGCAUCAUCGGGAUCACGUGACAGCCACUUGGGACGGUCGCGGCAGCAGAGUUCGUCGUUCUAGAAGCCUCCAACUGCCCGAGCGCAAAUCUCCCGCUUCUUCUGGAGGCGCUUCUCCUGCUGGACGACCCGAGCUAGAGCCAAUACACCGGGAAUAUUACCAUGGCAAGCAAGACCCUCCAAGAGUCGUAGUCAAGAUCAAUGGCGAGCAACCGCUACGGACCAAAAGACACGGUCUGCAGAGAACUGCUCAAUCCGAGGAAUUACAGAGGGAAAGAGAGAGAGAGCGAGAACGGGAGGCUGAGGAAGAGGCACGGGUGGUGACGGAGUUCCUGUACGGAGCCAGGAGCAGGGAGGCGGCGAGGGCACUGAUCAUGCAGCGGUGUCUGGAGCAGAGAUCACCGGAGCCAGCCAGUGUCCCUGGUGUUUUCAGUAACCGCGGUAGAAUCCCCAGCAGCGUGGCUCAGCGACCCAAGGUGCUGCAGAGGGGGGUGACCACUCCCAGUCUCGGCAGCAAAUCAUCGUCUCCGGUGGGCAACAACCAGUUUUGCACCAACCCUUGCAACCCUUCCACCUGCGACUUCUGGCCGCACUGCGCCCACCGUGACGGCAUCCAUACGACAACCACCACCAAAUCGUUCACCCCUCUCGCCAACACACCCGUACCGCCCGCCACGCUCAGGCUGUCUCAGAGCUACCCCAACACUGUAAACCACACGGGCUACAAGGACCGUCGAGGGAGGGACAGAGGAAGGAUCGAAGGAGUACGCAACGGAUAUCAGUCGACCAGAUCGUCACCAGCGUCUUUGGAGAGAAUGAAUGAACACGAAGUUUCCCCCACCAAGCACUACCCCAAGAGAGGAAACAGUCUAAAUGUUCCUACGCCAACUAUCGACGUAGACUGGCGUAAUGUAGGGCCACAAUGUCGCCAACACUCCCACAUGCCUAUGCGUGGCAACGUGCAGAACUCCCCACAAGCCCCCGGACUCAAGGUGGGUCUCAGCGACACUUCUUCCUCCGCAGGUUCAUCCAUGGACGCCGUCGAGCCGGGAGUGUAUCGGGCCGGCAUGAUCGUCACCAGUGCGGUUUCCCCAGAUCCUGUCAAAGUGUCCCCUAUCGAAGUGAACAGUGUGAUAGUGAACACAGGCGAGUCUUCAGCAUCUUCAUCGUCUAGCGACAUCUGGGUGACUACCUCCGACCGCACCAUGACCAAGUCUCCCCGCAAUGCCAAGAGCUCCGGGGCGUCCACACCUCUAGAGGAGGGUCGCACCAGCAAGUCUCCUGUGAGGAUGAGUGAUGAAGAUCAUUCCAGACCUGGAAGUGCUCCUGCUCACCAAGAUCGCAUGGUGGUCGACACACAGCAGCGGUCUCUCUCGCUACCCAAGUCUUUCCAGUCCGCCGCCACUCACGUCCGCCACAGUGGGCUGUUUCCGAGUGGUCGGAGAAUAGAGGCGCCUCGGUCCACGAUGCACAGUCCCGCCCCCACACUGCGGCCCCCCACCCCCGAGACGGCCCGCACUGCCCCCGCCACGCCUGUGAGGGAGAUCAGCCAACAGGAGGACCAGCACCGAGGCCCAACUGUCGGUCUGACCAAGACUUCUCGGUUCUCCAGCACGCCUCUGUUGGACCCCUCUGAUACACACUGGGACAGAGCCUGGCCUCAAGAUAAGAGGAGUACAGCCAGUGACAUCAACCACCAUCAGAAGGAUAUCUCACAGUCACAGAAAAAUAUUUCAGGACAUUCAACAGAAAGUGUUCUGCAGAAGUUUAGGAAGAGUUUCUCGCUGAGGUUCUACAAGAAGGGAGGAGGAGGUAACAGUAAGGAAGACGAUGAGGAUGACAAGGAUGUGCCACCCCCACCAGAGUCUCCCCCACCUGAUACUCGUCUUACCCCACCGCUUACCAAGGAUGACUCUUCAGAAAAAUUCAGAUUUGGACCUUUGGUAUGGAGAUCGAGUAAAGAAAGGAAGAAAACAAAGAAAUCAAGAAAUGCCAAGUGCAACAGUGGUGACAGUGGCAUUCAAAUUGAGAUGGUUGGUCGGGCAGGAGGUGACAGCUCAGAAUCCCAUGAUACAGAUCACUUGGCAGAUGAAGAACCUCUUGAUGAAAUGGAUAAUUCCCCUGUGGUAAGGCGGAGAGGAACGGCAUCCAGCUCUGAAGGAAAACCGUCUCGCCCUACAUCUGAUGUUAUUAACCAGAUAUUAAUAGACAAAUUAAAAGCGGACCUGCAGGCAAGAGCUGUACCAAGGCGGGGCGCCCACAACAAUGUGCGGCGGACUCACUCAGACUUGGGUGGCCAGAGGCUGUUCAACUGGGAUGUGAGGAGCAGCUACAGACGAAUGUUCUCCAGCCCUUCGCCCAUGAAAGGCAAACCCGCCAUCAGCCCGAGAAGGGGCUUAUUGGAAACACCCCAUAAAAGUUACAAGAGGUACUGUGGGAGACCACACCAACUGCGACGCUCUGUCAGUCAGCCAAUAGGUAUUAAUGAGCUUUCACCGUUGAUGAGGAGAAAACCUUCAGGUAGUGGACGCAGCAAUAUAUUGAGUGAGGAUGAACGGGGUGUGACAUCAGAUGAUGAUGAAUUGCUGUCUGAUUCUGAAUCAUCCAUCGCUUCCCUCACUGAUAGGAAGAAAUCUUUUGAGCAGGCAAUGGAUGAGGAGGUGGUGAUCCUGGCGGAAGCCGUAUGGGAUCAUGUGGCCAUGGAACCAGAGGAACUGGCAUUCCGGGCUGGAGAAGUGAUAGAAGUGCUGGACACCCUGGACAGAGACUGGUGGUGGGGAGCUCGUGGUGACCAGGCGGGUUGGUUCCCUUCGGCCUUUGUCCGAUUACGGGUGAGCCAGGAGGAUACUGUGGAAGACUGCCUGGCAGCGAUAGCGUCAGGUGGUAGUAAACAGCUGAGGAGGAGGACCAGCAUCUCUCUCCUUUCCAACGAUCAGGUCCGCUCCAGAGUUGUGCGAGAGCUGGUCAACACUGAGCGUGAUUUUGUCAAGGUGCUUCGGGACGUUAAAGAGGGGUACCUGACUGAGUGUAGAAAGAGGUCAGACAUGUUCAGUGAUGACCAGAUAGGAUCGAUUUUCGGGAACCUGGAACAGCUGUUGUUGUUCCAAGAAGAAUUCCUGGAAGAUCUGGAGAGGCACGUAGACUCUGAAGCACCUCAUAGGAGUUGUCUUGGAGAUACGUUUUUAAGACAUCAAGCUGGGUUUCGCAUGUACUCAGAAUAUUGCAACAGCCAUCCGAUGGCAAUAGCCACUCUGCAGGAACUGUACCAGCACAACAGUUACAGCAAGUUCUUUGAGGCCUGUCGUCUGAUGAGGGGGCUGAUAGAAAUCCCACUGGAUGGUUACCUGCUCACCCCUGUCCAGAGGAUAUGCAAGUAUCCCCUUCAGUUGGCAGAACUGUUGAAGUACACAAAGACUGACCACCCCGACCAUGCUAAGAUCACGGAGGCACUGGAUGCCAUGCGGGCUGUGGCUGUGCUCAUCAACGAGAGGAAGCGGAGAAUGGAAAGUCUUGAAAAACUAGCCACUUGGCAGCAGAGAGUCGAUGGUUGGGAGGGAGAGGACUUAAUUGAAACCAGUUCCCAGCUCAUCCACCAAGGUGAAGCAAUACGGGUGACCUCGGGCAUGUGGACCAACAAUAUUGUACUGUUCUUGUUUGAUCACCAGUUGGUUUACUGUAAAAAGGACAUACUGAAAAGGAACACAUUUGUGUACAAAGGAAGAAUACACCUGGACAAGAGCGAGGUGAUCAAUCUUCCAGAUGGAAAAGAACCAGCGCUCGGCGUAACAGUGCGACACGGUAUCAAGGUUUACAGCUGUGUACGUGACAAAUGGCUGUUGUUCUGCUGUCGGAGUGCACAGGACAAAACGCGCUGGCUGGAAGGGUUUGCUGAGGAGCGACGGCUGGUAGCACAGGACCUCAGAGACGGGCUGGAGUUCGCUCCUGCAGCACGUCAUCUAGCUCGGAUGGCUGCGGCACGUUGUUAUCGCAGGCCACCCAGCAAACCGAGAAACAAAACUUACAAAAGAGGCAACAGUGAUGUAACAACAGAUGCGUCCCGAGCACCUCCUACCUCUAGAACUAAUGGGAUGAGCAGCACGUCUGUUCACGGCUCGACUCACUCGCUAGGUCGCCGAGUCGGGACUUGGUUCACAUUUGGUGGCAAUAAGAAAAGCCGUAACCUCGGCAGGGCAGCCACCCUCCAGACCGUGGUACACCCUUCAUGAGAAGAGUUGACUGUCACUGUCAAGGGAUGGGUGUGACCCCAGGCAGUGAGCUUUAUACAUAUCGCUUCAACUUUUCUACUCACCGAUGCUUACUACAAUAGACAAUUUGCUUUAAUUUAGUUACUCUAGUUUUAUUGCAAGUGACUGCCAAAUCAUUGUUAUUUUCCAUGUAAAUUUCUAUGUGAAAAACUAAUGAAAGUGAUUUUAAUAAUUAAAUUAGAAUGUUGCAACUCAUCGGCUUUAUGUUCAGAAUAUUUAUAAUUCUGUUUUUUUUUUUUAUAAAGUUCCCUCAGUGAGUACGUAUUUGACACAUGUAUGUGUUGAUUCCUCGUUUUAUAAGGAAUAUUCAAUUUAUGCGCUUUUUCUUACUCAUAUACAUUUUACUGAAGUCCAGUAAUUUGCUAAAGACAAUAGAAUAAUGUUAAAGUAAUUAUUUUAACCAAAAUCAAAUUUCUGAUGACCAUAAAAAUUUAUCAUUCAUUCCCACUUACUUAAAUCACUUAUACUAAUCAGUGAUUUAACCUUAAGCCAUGUAUUGGCUUUGUUGGGUGCUUGAAACAAAACAUUGAAUUUCUUUUGUAUUUUAACUCCAUAUUUCACUCUGUUUUUUAAUCCAUUAAUUUUUAAAUUAAUCACUUACAAUAAAUUUAAAUAUAUUUUUAAAAGGCAAUUUUUUUCAAAAAAAUUAUUGAUUGUACAAAUGAUACUUUUUAAAGGAAUAAAGAAACAAACUACUAAAGUAAAAAUAUUAUAUAAUUUUCUUUUGAUUUUUUUCUGAUAAAGGAGAUGCUUAUCUCCUUUACAUAAAUAAAAUCAAAAUGAAAAACUAAAAAAAUAAAUCUUAAAAUUUGUUAGGAAAGAUUCAAAUACAUUUUAGUUUUAAAUCUUAAAUACUUUUUCAUUAGCAAAAUAGAAACACAUAUUUUAUUUUAUUUCCAAUUAAUUGUGUAAGAAAGAGGUCAUAUAUUGCUGUUCAAAAUAUUAGUAAAUUUCAACUAUUUAGUUUUAAUUUAUUGAUAAAUUAGGUAUUUUGUUAAAUGUGGGUUUAUACAAUUAUUUUUAUUAGUCUUUAGGAAAAUACUUUCAGCUCCUACUUCACUUUAUGUAUAGCUUUACAUUUUACAAAGAAUUAUAUGUAUCUAAUACUCAGGCAUUAGAAGUAUAAUAGUAUACAUUAUUGUUCUUUUAGUGUUGACAAUAGGUUUUUUACUAUCAGAUUAGAGUACCCAUUGAAAAUAAAUAUGAUAAUUCUGUUUGUUCCUUUUUUCAUUUCUGUUUUUAACUUGUUUGUUAUCAAUACUGUAUUCCCUUAGUAUUUAAUGUUGAGUAUUUAUAUAUUUUAUUUUAAAGUAUUGUGUCUAAAAUAUAUUUAAAUAAAGUUUUAAAAUACAAAA